AUGACUACUGCCCCUGGUAGAUGGCAAGGGAGUAGAGCAAGUAGUCAACCCCUUGCGAGUCAAGUAGGCUUGGAGAUUCUACGCCAAGGUGGUAAUGCUGCUGAUGCUGCAGUUGGUGUGGCCGCGGCACUCAAUGUCACCGAGCCUUGCAGUACUGGCAUCGGAGGGGAUUGCUUUUGCUUGUUUUAUCAUGCAGGCAAAAAGCAAGUGCUUGGAUUAAAUGCCAGUGGUCGUUGUCCUGCUGGUCUAAACAUCAAUGUCUUGGCAGAACAGGGCAUUACCGACAAAUUGCCAUGGUUCAGUCCACAUGCAAUAACCGUUCCAGGCGCGGCUGCUGGAUGGGUUGAUACGGUAGAAAAAUUUGGUAGCGGUAAGCUGGAUUUGGGACAAAUUUUACAGCCAGCUAUCGAAUUAGCAGAAUAUGGUUUUCCUGUUCAUCCGGUCGCAGCGCAUCAUUGGCAGGUUGGAGCACCCUUAUUGACUAAUCCAAAAAAUCGUUUUGGUUACGAAAUGCUUUUGAACGGUAAACCACCUAAGGCUGGCGAAAUUAUGAAAAUGCCAAAUCUUGCACGGACUUUUAGGGAGCUAGCCACGCAAGGGAAAAAUGGUUUUUAUAGCGGACGGAUAGCUAAUGCGAUUGUUGACAUUGUAAAAGAACACGGCGGUUUAAUGACCCUCGACGACCUAUCUAGUCAUUAUAAUACUUUCGAUGACCCCAUAUGUGUCAAUUAUAAAGGAAUUAAUGUAUGGGAAAUCCCGCCUAAUGGUCAAGGCAUUACUGCUUUGCUAGCGCUUAACUUGCUAAAAGGAUACGAUUGGAAUGGUAUCGAGCAUAACAGUACUCAGUACUUACAUACUUUAAUCGAAGCAAUGCGCAUAAGUUUCGCUGACUCGUCGUGGUAUGUCGCUGAUCCAGAACAAGUCAAUAUACCUAUUAAGGAAUUAUUGUCCAAUCGCUAUGCUAAUGAACGACGACAGCUAAUAAAAUCUGAUCGGGCUACAGUAUCAGUUGAAAAAGGGAAACCAUUCAAUUGUAGUGAUACAGUUUAUUUUGCAACAGCUGACAACGAAGGCAACGCAUGUUCAUUUAUUAAUAGCAAUUACAUGGGUUUUGGAACUGGCAUCAUUCCGGAAGGUUGCGGCUUUACAUUACAGAACCGUGGAUCAAAUUUUUCUUUAGAAAAAGAUCACCCGAACAUUUUAGCACCUCGGAAAAGACCUUAUCACACAAUCAUUCCCGGAAUGGCGACAUGUGCAUCUUCUGGCGAUCUUUACGCUAGCUUUGGCGUGAUGGGUGGCUUCAUGCAGCCGCAAGGACACGUGCAGGUAAUGUUGAACAUGAUUGACUUCGACAUGAACCCUCAACAGGCCUUGGAUGCCGCAAGAUUUUGCGUUGGAAGUGGGCAUAAAGGAAGCGCCGGUGGAGUUAAUUUAGAAAAAGGUUUACCGUGUGAUACCCGUGAUAAUUUAGCGGAUAUGGGUCAUGAUGUAAGUGAUCUAAUCGAAGGGCAUGGACGAGCGCUAUUUGGCCGAGGACAAAUCAUCUUAAGGAAAGAGGAUGGCAACGGUUGUCGCACCUGGUGGGCAGGCUCCGAUCCAAGAGCGGAUGGAUUAGCCAUUGGCUAUUAG
Trichoplax adhaerens is the source of this 1629-nucleotide messenger RNA. RefSeq lists its product as uncharacterized. The record is from RefSeq and is a predicted model, not a curated record. Lineage: Eukaryota; Metazoa; Placozoa; Uniplacotomia; Trichoplacea; Trichoplacidae. Gene Ontology annotation, biological process: glutathione catabolic process. Bases 1 to 1629 code for a protein of 542 amino acids. Gene Ontology annotation, molecular function: glutathione gamma-glutamate hydrolase. The transcript is spliced from 9 exons.